UCAUGGCUUUUUUAUGUGAGCACCAGGAGGGAAGGGACCUGUGUCUGAAAUGGGGUGUGUGCAGUGGACAGAAUAUUUCUGUGAAGAGGUGUGAGGCUCGCUCUGGGCCUGGGCUUCUCACCCUGCCCUCAUCCUCACCACCCUAGCUGCUGUGAAAUGGGUAACAAGAUCUUGGCCCCAGAGACUGGGAGGAGUGCCGCAGCUUACCUCCCUGCCAUUCGUGAUUACGCCAGCUCUGUCUCAGCCACCCACACAGCACCUCCUUCCAGCCUCGCCCUGCAUGGCCCCUCCCAUGGGCCAGUGGUGAAGCAGGUAGCUCCCACAGUGCUCCGAACUCAGCACUGCACUAUGUGGGUUCUGAGGCCUUGGACCCGAUACGCGCUCCUGGUUGUAGCCCACAUGCUGGCCAUGGGGCUAGGGGCUGUGGUUCUCCAGGCCCUGGAAGGUCCUCCCGCACUCCAGCUCCAGGCCAAGCUCAAGGCUGAGCUAGCUGCCUUCCAGGCAGAGUUUGGGGCCUGCCUGCCACGUGGAGCCCUGGAGGAGCUGCUGGCCACAGCCCUGAGGGCACAGGGCCAUGGAGUCUCCGGCUUGGGCAAUAGCUCAGAGGCCAGCAACUGGGACCUGCCCUCAGCCCUGCUUUUCACUGUCAGCAUCCUCACCACUGCGGGUUAUGGCCAUAUGGCCCCGCUCUCCCAAGGUGGAAAGGCCUUCUGUGUGGUCUAUGCGGCUCUAGGGCUGCCAGCUUCCCUAGCACUUGUGGCUGCCCUGCGCCACUGCCUGCUGCCUGUGUUCAACCGCCUGGGUACCUGGGUAGCCAAUCGCUGGCAGCUGGCACCAGACCAGGCUGCACUGUUGCAGGCAACAGGACUGGGCCUUCUAGUGGCUGGCAUCUUUGUACUACUCCCAGCCCUGGUGCUAUGGGGUCUACAGGGUGAUUGCAGCCUGCUGGAGGCCAUCUACUUUUGCUUCAACUCACUCAGCACCAUUGGCCUGGGAGACUUGCUACCCGGCAGUGGCAGAAGCCUGCACCCAGUGAUUUACCAGCUUGGCCAGGUCGCACUUCUUGGUUACUUGCUCCUAGGGCUCCUGGCCAUGCUGCUGGCAGUAGAGACCUUCACAGAGCUGCCACAGGUCUGUGCCAUGGUGAAGUUCUUUGGGGCCAGUACCUCUGUGACUGCUGAGGACCAAGAUGGCAUUAUGAGCCAGGAUGAGCUGGCUCUGAACAACCUGCCUCCUGCCACCCCUGGCUGUGAACAGGCCCUGGCUUGCUAACAGGUGUCAGGUGACUUCACCCAGCUCCUCUGAGGUAGAGGAUCCUGAGGAGGAAGCAGCCAUGAGUACUUGGAGAAGAAUCUGGAGAUGGCAGGGGGGGUGGUGGUGAAGAUUUUAGGGAAUUAUGUGUUAAAUUUUUAAAAAGGCAACAUCUCCACUUU
Messenger RNA from Heterocephalus glaber (naked mole-rat), 1433 nucleotides. It is a transcript of the gene Kcnk7, whose product is annotated as potassium two pore domain channel subfamily K member 7. Gene Ontology annotation, molecular function: potassium ion leak channel activity; outward rectifier potassium channel activity. The record is from RefSeq and is a predicted model, not a curated record. Lineage: Eukaryota; Metazoa; Chordata; Mammalia; Rodentia; Bathyergidae. Gene Ontology annotation, cellular component: plasma membrane. Gene Ontology annotation, biological process: potassium ion transmembrane transport; stabilization of membrane potential.